AGACGAACAAGCGAGCAGGGAUAGAGGUCCGCGCCCGGGGGGAUCCGUCAGCUGUGCGGUCCAGUCGAGAAUACGCGAUGGAUGUUUGACAGCGAUCCCGGAGUUUGUUGCCCUGACGGUUAUGGUCUUUGAAGACCUCACAGGGACGGGGAGCCGUUGAUGGUCUCGCCUCAAAAGCAAGCACGCAAGGUGAACCAGAACUAAGCUGCAAGAGGAAAAGGAUGCUGAUCGGUCGCUAGGAAAAGUUCUGACACCACACCAUGCCCUGAUGGCCCUGGUCGAUAUGGCUCUCUGGGGCUUAGCUGGAUGGAUCCUCAGGGGGGAGAGUGCGAUCCGAACAAGACCCAACCUAACUGAAGAAGGCGAUGGGCGAGGAACGGGACUGCAGCCGGGCACGAGGACGGCUGGACGGGGACGGGAUGGUCGCGACACUGGAUGGACUCUCCGGCUGACAGGGCGACGACAGGGUUGGAGACAGGAAGACAGGGCAACGGACAGCGCUUGUAACAGGGCGAGAGUGUCUUGUGGAUCCUCCCGGCGGUUAUAUUGGAAAUAUGAAGUAUUCCCUCUCUGGGUUGUACUGCCCAAGAACUGGAAGUAAAUAAAACAAAUGGUGAUGAUUGUUGUUUGGGUUGCCUCUG
Neurospora tetraspora is the source of this 641-nucleotide messenger RNA. RefSeq lists its product as uncharacterized. Lineage: Eukaryota; Fungi; Ascomycota; Sordariomycetes; Sordariales; Sordariaceae. The record is from RefSeq and is a predicted model, not a curated record. The transcript has a single exon. The coding region runs from base 269 to 601 and encodes 110 amino acids.